Messenger RNA from Rhopalosiphum maidis (corn leaf aphid), 4000 nucleotides. RefSeq names its product bicaudal D-related protein homolog. The transcript is spliced from 7 exons. Bases 336 to 2615 code for a protein of 759 amino acids. The record is from RefSeq and is a predicted model, not a curated record. NCBI's taxonomy places the organism in Eukaryota, Metazoa, Arthropoda, Insecta, Hemiptera, Aphididae.
GUACGCGCAGCGCCGGCAGAUUGUCCGCGGAUCCGUUUGCGCACAGCGUUUUCCACGAUCCAGCUGCAUCGGGCACAACGAGCCCGUCGAGAUCCGCAUCCGAUCUCCGCGCAGUCGAUACUCGCGGUGCGCAUAGGUAAACACGGAAAGUGUAUCGUCGUCACAAACCGCCGCCGCUCCUGUUCGUGUCUUGUCUGCUGCCGCGGUCGUCGUCACUCCGCGGCCGGACAGCCGCAGUGCCGCAGAUGGCCGUCGCACCGUCCGCGAAUCGCGUGAAAAACGAUUUCGGUUGAUACAUUAGCCCGCGAUCCGCGAACUCGGUGACGACCAUCGCGAUGGCCGCAGCCGUGGCCACCACCACUCCGCCGACGGCCGACAAUCGGUGCGUCGGCGGCGGUGAACCGACGGCCGUGACCAUGCGACAUCAGACGACCGUCCCGCUGCCGUCCAGCGACAUUCCGGCCCUGACGUCUUCGGGCAGGCGGCGCCGGCGGUUAAGAGGAAACGGCUCGAAUCCACAGGUGUCUCGGAGCUCGACUAGCAGCUGCUCGUCGUCGCCGGUGUCGUCAUCGGACGACGACGAGGACGACGGAGACGUCGGCGGCGGUGGCACGGACAGUAUGGAGGCCGAGUUUGGCGGACGCGGCGUGGUCGGCGUAAAGCCCGCGCCGGUGGCCGCCAAGCGGCUCAAGGACCUGCAACAACACCUGGUCGAUCUGGACGACUUGGAACUGCUGGACCGGCAUCUGGCCGUCGACGGCGUGCCCGGUGACUCGCCGCACGAUUUGGCGGACGACGGCGGUGUCGGCGGCGCCACCGGCAUGGUGGCCGAAGAGCUCAGGCAGAAGAACAAGGACCUGGUGCUGGCCGCCCGUCUGGGCAAAGCCCUGUUGGCCAAAAACGACGAACUGUCACUGAUGAACGAGCGGCUGGCCGAAGAGUACGGCGACAAGCUGGAGGAGAUCGAACAGGACCGCCACCGGUUGCGCAGGCAGUUGGCACAGUCUAAGGCCGAGUGCGAGCAACGGUGCCAUGAGCUGCAGGCCGAUCUCAGGGACCUGCAGGCCGUGCUCGACAGCCGGGAACGUCAGCUGCGCGAGGCGGACAAACAGAAACGAGCUGUGGUCCGAGAGCUCACGGAUCAAAAUGGCAGGUUGCAGUCGCACAUCAGAGAGCUUUCCCAGGCGGAACAAGAGCUUCGGCACAAGUGUCGUCUUCUGGAAGACGCACAGCAACCACAACAUGGAAGCGGCAAAUGGACAGGGAUCGGAGGAGUCGGAUCGCCUACGUCCAUUACCAACGGCGGUUCCACUACCGAUUACGGGUCGCUUACGCCCGAUGACUACCGUAGCCUGGACGUGUUGCGUGAUGAGAUCGAUAUGAAAGCGGCCGAGAAACAACGAUUACAAAAGAGGAUGGCUGAGUUGCGAGCCGACCGCGAUCGGUUGGCCGAACUUCUCGAACUCAAAGAUCGCCAGUUAGCUGAGUGCAGGGCUGAAGCGAACCAUUACGAGCAUAGGUCAGCCAUGUUAGCCAAGCAAUUGGACGACGCGCUCUCGGGGGAUUGGAGAGGACGAGGCGGGAAGUGCGCUUCGUGUAGCAGUCACGCCAGCGGUGCGGCGACGGCGUCCCGGGCGAAUGGCGUCGGCGGGACUGAGUCGCAGCCCAUGUCGCUGUUGGCCGAGUUGGAACAAGCCGAGGCGGCCAACACGCAGACGGCCGCUCGUCCACAGCCACCGCCGAUGGUCGACGUGGACCUGACGACAGAUCACCAGCCCAACGACCACGCCAACGACUUCGGGGCGGACGCCGAACGGUUGGUGACCCGCCUAUGCGAUGCGCUCGAGCGUCGGGCCGGCCACGCGGACGCGGUGUCGCCGGAGUUGUCGGCCAGCACCAGGUACCGGCUGCUGAAGCUGAUGGGCUGUAGCGGCGGUGGUGACGGAAGUGCGGCUGGCGGAGUCAAGUCCACGGACGCUGUUGACCUGGCCGAGCUGGUUCGCAACCGGGACGGUCGGGUGGCCGAGCUUACGUGCGAGUUGUCCGUGAGAGACGCGGAACUGCAGGCGGCCCGCGAGGAACGUGAUCUGGCGGUGAGAGACAAAAUGGACGCGAUGCGGAUUAAGUGCGUCCGGUGCGGUGAUGCGGGCAGCGGAGAGCCCGCCGACGCCACUUCCGAAUCCAACACCGACGAGAAGGACGCGUCAUUGAUCCCGGAACUGCUGAGGAAAGCUUGGGAACAGCGGGACGGAGCGGUGAGGCGGAAAAACGCAGUGCAAGUGCAGCUAGCCCGGACCCGAGUGGACGUGCUGCAAGCCAACGGUCAACUGAUGGAGGCCAUCGGACAGAAGGUGGAGCUCAGUCAACAAUUAGAACAGUGGCAGAUGGACAUGCAAGCUCUACUCGAUGAGCAAAUGCGCAGGAAAUUGCUUGCUCCACCGGCGCAUUCUUCAGCCGGAGGUGCGCCCGAAUUGGGUGGCGGAAACCAGCAAAAGUGUUCCGGCACCGGAGGGUUCCCAUCGAUGUCGGCUUCGAGCUUGGGAAGUCUCGGGUCGUCGGGACUGAUGAACUCGUUGUUGAUGAUCGCCGGCGGCGGAGGAAAUGCAAACAGAUGACGCGGUAGACAAUAAUACGAGAAAUAUCGGCCGUCUACAGGCCUGUUCACCUUUAGAUAAUAAUAUUAUAUUAUAAUAUUUGCAACAUGUAUAUAAAAAUAGUGGAUCAAGUUCGCGUAUUAGUCAUUUCGCAUCCAAUUGAUGUUUGAAACGGACGGACGACAGUUUAGAGUUGUUUUUUUAAUUUUAUUUUCGAUCCGGCGUGUUAACUUUAGUCGUCGUCUUACUUAUAAUAGUUAUAAUAUAAUAUUUAUUAUACUUAUUAGUGAGAUGACGACCUCCCGUUCAUCAUCCAUCUACAUUCGCCCCGUGAAUGCUUAUUAUAUCUAUUAUAGACAUACAGUUUUUAUUUCCCAAGUCUGCGUCAAAUUCACACAAAUUUCAAACUAAGAUAAUAUAUAAUAUUAUGAUGUCUUCGGUAUCGUAGACAUAUGAGUGUCAUUUUCUGAAAUUAUUUUGGUCUCUGAUCGUGUCAUAGACCCUUUCCGAAAAAAUUUUUAGUAAUUUGUAUGUAUAUACCUAGUAUGUUUAGCGGUUCGUUUCGGUUCAUUGGCUUUAUUGUAUAUAUUUUAGACUGCAGUAUGGUGCUGCAAAAACUAGUACAAAAUAUUUAUAACAAAAGUUACCUCACGUGAGCACACUCAUUGAUAUGAUAUUAUACGUCAUUAUAUAUUAGGUAUAGGGUGGAGAAGUUUUAGGAUUUGUCUGAAUUAUUACUUACACAGUAAUUAAUUAAAAUUCGUUAAAAAUUGCUAUCUUUAUAACUGUACCUUGUAUCUUUUAUAAUAUCAUGUGUAUGAAAUAUACAAUUUUUUUUUUUUUAAUACCAAAAAAUGUAUUAGUCUUACAAAUACGAUUAAUGAAUAAUUAUUAUUUAUGACACAAAUCGCAACAUAUUUAUUAUUUUUAAUUUUUAAUUUACUAACCACGUAAAACAUUUUUUUUAUUAGACGUGUAGUGUAUAUUAUGUAAAUAAUAAUGUAUUUUGGACGUCUCCGUGAUUUUUACUGCCCAUUUUGAUCCUCUAAGCUUCUUUGCCCAAUACUGUACUUAGAUAUCGGGUAUAGGUGUAUUGUAUAUAAACGAUUAUUAACUAAUGAUAUUAUAAUAUACUUUAUAUACUUAUGUAUUAUUCGCUAAGUACUUCAUAGAUACCUACUAUUAUAUAAAUCUAUGAUAGGUAUACAAUUGUUGUAUUAAUAAUCGAUAGGUAUUUCAAAUUGUACCUUACACUAUAUUGUAAAAAUUAUAUUAUAUAGUAUUAAGAGCACGUUCACCAUUAUGUUUACAACCAAAUACAGUAUUAUAAAAAGAAAAUUCGACAUCAUAUAAUCACACAUUAUUCAUAAAUAAAUAAAUGUACCUACCUAUCUGUUUUUGUAUAC